Mesitornis unicolor (brown roatelo) is the source of this 2527-nucleotide messenger RNA. It is a transcript of the gene EGFLAM, whose product is annotated as EGF-like, fibronectin type III and laminin G domains. The transcript is spliced from 18 exons. The annotation marks the transcript as partial. Gene Ontology annotation, molecular function: protein binding; calcium ion binding. The record is from RefSeq and is a predicted model, not a curated record. NCBI's taxonomy places the organism in Eukaryota, Metazoa, Chordata, Aves, Mesitornithiformes, Mesitornithidae.
GCCAGACCUUGACAGCAACUGGACGGUAAUAAGAGAGCAGAUUCAGAUGGAAUCCAUGGUCCUCAAGGGACUUCUCCCAAAUACCAAAUAUCAGUUUGCCGUCCGAGCAGCAAACUCCUAUGGAUCCAGCCCCGCCAGUGCACCGAGCGACAUCAUCCGAACGUUCAGCUCAGAGGAGUUAGGAAGUGGAAGCUAUGGACAUCGUUAUAUCACAGACACAGUGACUGGUGACGAUGAUGGAUUUGAUAUUGAUGACUCAGACUAUGACAUUUACAUAGAAGAGCUCAGACCACUUCCUGCUAUCAAAGGGGGCAACAGAAAAUUUCUGGUCGAAACUAAGGUCACACCAGGGUCUAGUUCCAGGCUCCUGUCACGGGUUCUUACCACCACUUCUGAACCUACUACUUCCACUCCCACCACCACACGGCCCUCAACCACAGCAAGGGCGACUACAGCGCGGGCAGGGCGGAGGGGCGGCGUGUCUUCUGCAACACGCCUCUUUGAUCUCUCCUGCGAUGAGGCCAUCUGCUCUGCAGACAGCUUUUGUGUCAACGACUACGACCGGGGUGGCUCGCGCUGCCACUGCAACUUGGGAAAAGGAGGAGAGACGUGUGCAGAAGAUAUUAUUAUCCAGUAUCCUCAGUUCUCUGGCUACUCAUACAUCACCUUUGAACCACUGAAAAACUCUUACCAGACAUUUCAAAUUACCCUUGAAUUCAGGGCUGAAUCAGAAGAUGGUCUGCUGCUAUACUGUGGAGAAAAUGAACACGGCCGUGGUGAUUUUAUGUCACUGGCUAUCAUCCGACGUAGCAUCCAGUUCAGGUUCAACUGUGGCACUGGAGUUGCAGUCAUAACAAGUGAAAACAAAAUCAAGCUGGGGAACUGGCACAGCAUCACAUUGUUUAGAGAUGGUAUAAAUGGCUGGCUCAGGAUGGACAACAAUGCUCCAGUGACCGGAAAAUCUCAGGGCCAAUAUAGUAAAAUUACAUUCCGGACUCCCUUCUACAUUGGUGGUGCCCCCAGCGUAUACUGGCUGGUCAGAGCCACAGGCACCAACCGUGGCUUCCAGGGCUGCGUUCAGUCACUCAGCAUCAAUGGGAAGAUAAUUGAUAUGAGACCCUGGCCAUUAGGGAAGGCUCUUAGUGGUGCUGAUGUCGGUGAGUGUAGCAGUGGCAUCUGUGACGAGGCGUCCUGCAUCAAUAGUGGUACCUGUACUGCAAGCAAAGCAGAUUCAUACAUUUGCCUUUGCCCUCUUGGAUUUAAAGGUCAUCAUUGUGAAGAAGCGCUCACCUUGGCCAUACCUCAGUUCAACGAGUCCUUAAGGUCAUUUGCUAGCACACCCUGGCCCUUGGAACCACAGAAUUACCUUUCCUUCAUGGAGUUUGAGAUGACAUUUCGUCCAGACUUAGAGACUGGUGUCCUUUUGUACAGCUACGACACAGACAGCAAGGACUUCCUCUCCAUUAACAUGGUGUCUGGUUACGUGGAGUUCAGGUUCGACUGUGGCUCAGGAACGGCUGUUAUCAGGAGUGAAGAACCUGUCAGUCUGGGUCAGUGGCAUGAGUUGAGAGUGUCUCGCACGGCAAAGAAUGGUAUCCUACAAGUGGACAAACAAAAACCAGUGGAAGGGAUGGCAGAGGGGGCUUUCACACAGAUUAAGUGCAGCUCUGAAAUAUUUAUUGGCGGAGUCCCUAGUUAUGAUGCUGUGAAGAAGAACUCUGGGAUCCUCAGACCCUUCAGUGGGAGCAUCCAAAAGAUUAUUUUGAAUGACCGGACAAUCGAUGUCAAACGGGAUUUCACUUUUGGAAUCAACCUAGCAAAUGCUGCCCACCCCUGUGUGAGCUCACCAUGUGCAAAUGGAGGCACCUGCAUUCCCAAGAAGGACAGCUACGAGUGUGACUGUCCCCUGGGCUUCGAUGGGCAACAUUGCCAAAAAGAGUGUGGAAGUUACUGCCUAAACACCAUUACAGAAGCAAUUGAAAUCCCACAAUUUAUUGGUCGCAGUUACCUCACAUAUGAUAAUCCAGAUAUCUUGAAAAGGCUGUCAGGAUCCAGAACAAAUGUGUUCAUGAGGUUUAAAACCACAAUGAAGGAAGGUCUUUUGAUGUGGAGAGGAGACAGUCCCAUGCGACCUAACAGUGAUUUCAUUUCUCUAGGCCUUCAAGAAGGAGCAUUAAUAUUCAGCUACAAUUUGGGCAGCGGCAUUUCUUCCAUCACGGUGAACGGCUCUUUCAGCGAUGGCCGGUGGCACAGAGUCAAGGCUGUUAGGGAUGGACAGUCUGGCAAAGUAACUGUGGACGAUUAUGGUGCCAGGACUGGUAAAUCCCCUGGGAAGAUGAGGCAGUUGAACAUCAAUGGAGAUCUCUAUGUAGGUGGCAUGAAGGAAAUAGCCCUGCACACGAACAGGCAGUACAUGCGGGGGCUGGUGGGCUGCAUCUCCCACCUCACGCUUUCAACCGAUUACCACAUCUCGCUGGUGGAGGAUGCUGCCGAUGGGAAGAACAUCAACACGUGUGGGACCAAGUGA